Rotaria sp. Silwood2 is the source of this 339-nucleotide messenger RNA. Lineage: Eukaryota; Metazoa; Rotifera; Eurotatoria; Philodinida; Philodinidae. The record is from the annotation of a GenBank genome assembly.
AUGUCCUCUAGAUCAACAAUAUGGCGUCGUCGUCGACGUGCUAGAGAUUGUCUUAAUGAAAUAACGCCGGUCAAUGUUUCAUUAAAAAAUUUAAUUGAAAACCAGUCAAGCCAUCUUUUUCAUCAAGAUACUGCUCUUUCAAAUCCAGCACAAUCACAUAGUCGUGAAGAUGAUGAAAGUCUUCUGGAUGAACAAUCUACUUGUUUUACAACUAAUUUUGAAGAUGAAAUAGAGUUUAUUGGGACUGAUGAAGAGAAAUAUGUGUUUGAUGAUGUACAAAUUAAUUCAGAAGCUUCAUAUGAAAAUCAUGGGGAAGAUAGUGAAUUUUUUAAUUUGUGA